AUGACGCGCAUCUUGCAAUGGCUUCUCACGGUACUUGCUUUGGUGGUCGUCGAUGCGCGGGCUGGAGCCUAUGAUGUUUUCAGCACCUCUCUUCCAUAUGAGUUGGGCCUUUAUGGAUUAUACCCGUCUGGUAAUUACAAGUCUGCCGAUCUCUCUGCACCAUUACCGAGCUUCGCUCAAUGGGACGAGCAAACAUGCGGCGACGGAUACUAUCUAUUUGCGCUUAAGGGAAAGUUGGUGUCAAACAGCGCAGCGACGAUUUUCGAUUCGCGUGGUGAACUCGUAUGGUCCGACGAUUCGUAUGGGGUGGUGUUUAAUCUGGAAAUCCAAAAAUACAAUGGCAAGAACUACAUAACCUUCUGGUCUAGCCCUGAGGGUAGUACGCACGGGUAUGGACGGGGGACAUAUUAUAUGCUGGAUUCCUCGUACCAGCUCUAUAGAAAAUUCGAACCCGUAGGCGAAGGUCUCAGGGGAGACCUUCACGAAUUUCACAUCACCAAACAAGGAACGGCCCUCAUAACCAUAUACAACCCGUUGCCAGCUGAUCUGACAUCCAUCGGCGGUCCAGAGCAGGGUUGGGUAUUAGACUGCAUGUUUCAAGAGAUAGAUAUCGCCACGGGCGACCUGCUCUUCGAAUGGAGUGCCAUCAAACACGUGCCCCUGACGCACGGGCUGCGAUCCUUCGCUGGCGAAGAUGACGGCAACACGCCCCAGACUGCAUGGGACUACUUCCACAUUAACAGCGUCGACGUUGACGACGACGGGAAUUACGUCAUCUCGGGCCGACAUACCUCGAACAUUUUGUGCAUCAGCCCCAAAGGCGACAUCCUCUGGACCCUCGGCGGACUUGCGAAUGACUUCGAGGACUUAGCGGACGGCCAAGCCACUGACUUCAUGUACCAGCACCACGUGCGGCUGCACGCAAACCACACGCUCAGCCUCUUCGACAACGCAGCCGCUGAGCGCGCAGGCCAAUCUUCGACGCAGGACCACUCGCGCGGACUUCUGCUGCAGCUUGACACCAAGGCGAUGACGGUGACGCUAGUGCAGGAGUACUUCGACCGCGCGAACCCGCGGACGGCCGUCUCGCAGGGGUCGAUGCAGAUGCUCGAGGACCGCGUCGUGCUGGGCUACGGCUGGUUGCCCUUCAUCACCGAGUUCGCGCUCGACGGGUCCGUGCUAUGCGCCAUCGAGCUCGCGCCGUGGAUAACAGCGCGCUGGGGCCUGAUCAACACGUACCGCUCCUUCAAAGUGCCUGAGUGGACCGGAAGGCCUACGGCGCCGCCUGCCGUGUACUUCGAACCGGCGGACGGACAGGUCUACGUCUCCUGGAACGGGGCCACCGAGGUCGAUAGGUGGGUGCUGCAGGGCGCGGACUGGACGGAUCUCUUGGAUGCGAAGGCCGGAGAGGGAUUCGUUGAUCUGGAUAUCGUCGACAAGCAGGCGUUCGAGACUGUCUUUGAUGUCAUGGAUGAUAUGCCGCAGUACUUACGUGUCGCGGCCGUCGAUAGGCGGGGGAAAGUGCUUCGGCAUACACAGAUCGUAGACCGGAAGGCCGGAUAUAGCGUCAGCCGCGUGCUUCGCGGCAUUGUAAGCUGGGGCGCGGUUCUCCUUGUCUCGGUUCUCGCCGUGCUGUUCCUUAUCGGAAAGAGGAGGCGGAAGGCCGUGCUGGCGAGCUCAUCGCGUGGAGCGUCGGCAUGUUGGGAGCGCGUCCUGGGGAUAUAUAGCUCGGGGUCGACGGGGUGGAUAUAUGAGCAUUACCCCAGGGGACGAUCGUGGCGGGAUUGGGUCGGUGCUAAGGCGCACGAGUUGCAGGCUAUGUAUCAUGACUGA
Xylaria bambusicola is the source of this 1833-nucleotide messenger RNA. RefSeq names its product Arylsulfotransferase-domain-containing protein. The record is from RefSeq and is a predicted model, not a curated record. Lineage: Eukaryota; Fungi; Ascomycota; Sordariomycetes; Xylariales; Xylariaceae. Bases 1 to 1833 code for a protein of 610 amino acids. The transcript has 2 exons.